This is a messenger RNA of Pongo pygmaeus (Bornean orangutan), 4683 nucleotides long. RefSeq names its product solute carrier family 25 member 36 (gene SLC25A36). The transcript is spliced from 7 exons. Bases 255 to 1190 code for a protein of 311 amino acids. The record is from RefSeq and is a predicted model, not a curated record. NCBI's taxonomy places the organism in Eukaryota, Metazoa, Chordata, Mammalia, Primates, Hominidae. Gene Ontology annotation, molecular function: pyrimidine nucleotide transmembrane transporter activity. Gene Ontology annotation, cellular component: mitochondrion. Gene Ontology annotation, biological process: pyrimidine nucleotide import into mitochondrion.
GCCCACUCUCCGUCGCGCUGCGCCGCGUCGCGCUCAGCCUCUGGUGAAGGGCGGCGCGCUUAGGCAGGCGGUGGCGCGGCUGGAGUGCCGCGGGGAGAGCUGUGCCGGUUGCUUUCUGCAGCCGCGUCUCCGCCAGCUCUCCUCGCCGUCCCCGGGGCGCUGUGCGUCUCCAGUCCGGGACCGAAGCCGCCUGCCUUAGCGGGCGGCCAGAUCCGUGUCCCGCCUCAGCGCCCGGAGGACAUGCGGGAGAGAGAAUGAGCCAGAGGGACACGCUGGUGCAUCUGUUUGCUGGGGGAUGUGGUGGUACAGUGGGAGCUAUUCUGACAUGUCCACUGGAAGUUGUAAAAACACGACUGCAGUCAUCUUCUGUGACACUUUAUAUUUCUGAAGUUCAGCUGAACACCAUGGCUGGAGCCAGUGUCAACCGAGUAGUGUCUCCCGGACCUCUUCAUUGCCUAAAGGUGAUCUUGGAAAAAGAAGGGCCUCGUUCCUUGUUUAGAGGAUUAGGCCCCAAUUUAGUGGGGGUAGCCCCUUCCAGAGCAAUAUACUUUGCUGCUUAUUCAAACUGCAAGGAAAAGUUGAAUGAUGUAUUUGAUCCUGAUUCUACCCAAGUACAUAUGAUUUCAGCUGCAAUGGCAGGUUUUACUGCAAUCACAGCAACCAACCCCAUUUGGCUUAUAAAGACUCGGUUACAGCUUGACGCAAGGAACCGUGGGGAAAGGCGAAUGGGUGCUUUUGAAUGUGUUCGUAAAGUGUAUCAGACAGAUGGACUAAAAGGAUUUUAUAGGGGCAUGUCUGCUUCAUAUGCUGGUAUAUCAGAGACUGUUAUCCAUUUUGUUAUUUAUGAAAGUAUAAAACAAAAACUACUGGAAUAUAAGACUGCUUCUACAAUGGAAAAUGAUGAAGAGUCUGUGAAAGAAGCAUCAGAUUUUGUGGGAAUGAUGCUAGCUGCUGCCACCUCAAAAACUUGUGCCACAACUAUAGCAUAUCCACAUGAAGUUGUAAGAACAAGACUACGUGAAGAGGGAACAAAAUACAGAUCUUUUUUUCAGACUCUAUCUUUGGUUGUUCAAGAAGAAGGUUAUGGGUCUCUUUACCGUGGUCUGACAACUCAUCUAGUGAGACAGAUUCCAAACACAGCCAUUAUGAUGGCCACCUAUGAAUUGGUGGUUUACCUACUCAAUGGAUAGCAGCAUGAGGACUGCUGUACUACAAAAAAAGAAGACCAAAAGAUUAUAGUGGACCAUGGAAUAUGGAAGCCAGCAUGGCAGACAGAAGGAAAAUAGUUUGGGAACAUGUAACUAUUCUAAGUGGAAGUUUUAUUGUAGGAAUUAUAGUAAUCACACCACAUUACUUGGCCUUUCAGUAAUGUGAAAAAAAAAAAAAAAAACAACCUCAGAGCCUCCAAGGAAAUGCCUUUAGAAGCACUCCUCUCUCAAAAUUGCCAUUUUCUCUACCAUGUCCACCAAACACAGUUGGGUUUUGUUGAUUUAUGGCAGUCUUCUAAACAAAGUGAUCGUUAAUUUUACAUACUAUAUUGUAACUAUCCAAAGAUAGUAUUGGCAGUCAUAAAUUUAUAACUUCUGGCUUUUGUUUAAUUCCAGUAAAAUAACAACAAUGACAAUGAGAUCAUCAGUAUUAUUUUCACAUUUCCCUGAGAGGACCUGGCACAACAUUUUAAAUUUAAUUAUUUGGCAGUAGUCACUGUUUUUGACAACCAAUGAAAUAGCGUCUAAAUAUCUUGUAUAUUUUUUAGCAUCAAAAUGUUUUGGUUUCCACUGCUAACAGGUGCUUGAUGUCUAGCCUAAUGUGGAUAUUUAAAUUGUUAACAUACCAAACACACAUGGUAAUAGUUUGGGACAAAAUAACUAGUAAAAUGUUGAUUCUUGGCUAUUUCACUGACUACGGCAUGUCCUCGUGUCUUCUCUAAUUUUGUGGUACAUGAAUGAAUACAUUUAUCUUUUCAGUGACUUACUAGUUAUGAACUUGAAUUAUCACCUCUUUGUCAUACUUAAGUAUCAUUUACAUAAAGUGUAAAAGAUUUUUCACUUUUGAAUCUUUGCCUACUUGCUUUCACAUUCAGAAUUUGAACUUUUGGGUUUUUUCCAGGUCUAUAUAUAAUAGAUAACAUUUAUUUUGUAGAGAAAAUAGUAAUUUAAAGUUUUGCCGUUUUAAGGUGACAAUAUUUGGGACAGUAUAAAUAUAGACAGGGGCCCCCUUGCUAUCUGCUUUAGCAGGUAGUGACAUUAAUUGACUUCUAGUUUUGUAUAAGUGAACAAACUGCUUUUGACAAGAAAUUUAUUCUGUCCUAGUUUCCUGCAAGGUAAAUCAUAGAGAGAUUCGAGUUCAUUUGGGUUAAAUGUGCUAACAGGAUGUAGCUUUUAAAUUUUGCUAUUGAGUCAGCUGUACCUUUUAAUACUUUAAAUGUGUUAUUUGUAUGGCCCUUAUAAAGGUGUUUGCUGUAAUUCUGUUAAAAGACUUCGCCUGUGCUAUACUGGUGUAUAAAAACUGCCGCAAUUGGACGCCAGUGUGCUACUCAUUUCAGUAUACCUGAACUGUACAUUUUGUGCAAUGGCUUUAUCUAAAAGAAUGACGCUUCAUGAAAGCACUUUGUGGCCUUUUUUGGGGGGGAGGGUGAGAGAGUAGGAGAGAAUACUAUGUUAAGAUUUAAAAAAAAAAAAAACAAAAACAUUGGUCAUGUAUUAGGCAGAAACAGUGUUCAUAACAUUUUUCUGGGUUUUAAGUAUGUUGUUUCGGAGAUCCUUAAUAUAAAUGUUUUAGGUAUUCUGUGUACCCUGUUGUGCCCCCAACAUUAUAGAAUAUUACAGCGUGUCAUUGCAAGCUUUCUCUGCUGUCUCCACUGAAACAUAGUGCCCUGUUAAAUUCCCCAACUUUAACUUCCUUGUGAUCAACAGUAACUGGAUGUUUUUGAGGUGCUCAAUUGGAAUAAAAAUAUUCCAGUCUAUUUGGAGACCAAAGGCAAAAUCAGUUUUCUUACCUUUGGAAUUAUUUGUACCUUUUAUGGUAAAUUUCAGCUUUGACAUGUAUUAUGAGGAACAUACCAAAAACAGGUUUGUAACAAAUCUGUAGAGAAGGUCUGAAUCUAUCGUGUUUGCCUUUUCAGGUGCCAUUUCUACUGCCUAAUACAGUGCCAUUUGCCUUGUGAAGACCCAUAAACAUUCAUUGUGUUGAAUGUAAGAUAGAGACUCUCCCUAGUCUUACUGAUCUCAGUACCCCACAAAUGAUUAAGAAUGAUAUGAAAACCAGCAGCUAAGGAACAUCUUAUUAUUUAGUUGUAGCAUAUUCAUAACAAGUGUCCUUCAAGGAUGAACAUGUAUUCUCUUUCUAUUUGUAUUUAGCAAGUAAAACUUGUGUUGACCUUUAGUGCAUUAUAUUCAGCUUUUAACAGUAUUAUGUAUGUACUGGAAAGAAAAGAAAUCUUAGAGUCUUGGACAUUGUUUGUGCAACAACUAGAAAGGAGCAAUGAAGUUUAUUUCAGUUGUAUUUUUCCCUAAGCACAAUUUGCAAUAGUUUAUGUAUGACAGAGAUAAUUCGAAAAGGAAAACUAUAUAUAAAAGUUGUAUAUAAAGUUUGUCUCUGAAAUAUUUCUUUGAAGUUUUUAAAAAAUUGACUCAUGUUUAAAAACAAAAACACGUAUUCAAAGCAUUGGACUUUUUUAACUUGUUUUCAUCUGUUUAUCAUGACUUUAUUUCUGGUGUAGAGGUAGUCUACAUUAUUUAGAUUGUUGUAACUUCUAAAUUUCAAAGUUCAAAUCUGAAGAAUUAGCAAUUGUGUUUUCGGGAUACCAUGCAGUGGUUUUAAUCCCAAGAAAAAAGCUAUCACCAAAAGUUGAUUUGAUUCUCAUUAUGUAACUUUGUAGAACCAUCCUUUCUAGAUGGGUCCCCCACAGUGGAUUUGUAACUUUGAAGUCAGGAUGGAAUAUCAUUAGAUUAUCUGUGGAAUAGCAUUACUAUGUUAGGACCAGCAGAGUUUGGAUUGGUAAAAAUAAUGUUUACUCUAUUACAGGGUUACAAACAUUUCAGCAUUUUUAGGUUGGUUUUAAAUCACUAAAAAUAUUUAUUCAGAUUUGAAGGAUUUAAGUGCUAAAAACCAAUCCAUUUCUUGCCCUUCAAGAAUUGUCCAUGCCUGCCUUUUGUUGUUUACAUGCUCUUCUGCCCAGACUGUUAGUAAUCUAGGGACCCCCUUUGGAGCUGAUAAGUACAGUUCAGCCUUUUCUCCUCAAAUAUCUAAUGACUUUAACAUUCCUAAGACUAUAGGUAUUUGUGAAUGAUUUAAAUUUGAGGAAUUUUAAUACAUAAAAUACAGUGUACAAACUUUCUGCCCACUCGGAUCUCUUCUCCAUCAUGUACUUAGUAUUUCCCAUUAACCUACACACUGAUUUUUAUGCUACUCCUUGUAGAAACAAAAUUCUGGUUUGACUCAGUUUUUGUGUUUAUAAACUUUUGGAAUGUGUACCCCCGUGUAUGUGAACAAUUAUGACCUAUCAGUCAUAGCUAAAUAGUGAACCUCAAAAGUGUUAACUUUUGACUAUUAUGUGAGGUUUGGUAUCUUGCAUUUAUGUACAUGGCUGUAAAUUAUGUGCAUUUACUCUGUAUUUAUGUUAUCUAGCUGACUUUUACUUGAAUUGUUCAAAUUUUAAAAAUUAAAAUACGCUUAUGAAAA